Messenger RNA from Lasiosphaeria miniovina, 937 nucleotides. RefSeq lists its product as uncharacterized. NCBI's taxonomy places the organism in Eukaryota, Fungi, Ascomycota, Sordariomycetes, Sordariales, Lasiosphaeriaceae. The record is from RefSeq and is a predicted model, not a curated record. Bases 247 to 717 code for a protein of 156 amino acids. The transcript has 3 exons.
CCCACAUCAUCCACUGCAGAACUUGGAUCCUUUUCGUGGGUAGCUAGGGAUAAAAAGGCCGACAGAGCGACAGCCAGAUAGGUAUUGACCUUCGUCUCGAUUUUAAUUGCCUCUCUUCUGCAGCAAGAAUUCCAGCGAGCGCAUCGCCUUACAAAGACUAUAAAUUGGCAUGAUUUUGUGAGAAGCGAGGAAAAAGAAUAAACUUGUAUCAUCUUUCAGCUAACGGCAAGGCAUUAGCGAGACAAAAUGGAGGCCGCCAAGAAUCAAUACAACAAGCAGUACGAGAAGUGGGUGCCUUGGCUCGAGGACCUGUACCUGCGGUACUUUACCAAGGACAACAAGGCCAGCUACACCGCCCGCGAAAACCUUGACAAGACCAAAGUCACGGGCGUGAAGCAGGUCGACACGCUCCAGGACGGCGUGAACGAUCUCGUGAGCGGGCAGAUCGGUCAGGGCGGACUCGGACAGUCCGUCGGCGACCUCGCGUCGCGCGAGGGCAUGAGCCGCGCCGAGCGCAGCGGCAAGGACAACAAGGGCGAGUACAUCUCCACCGACGGCACUGCGGCCGUGGUUCCCGGCGGCUCUACGGUUGCCGGGGCUGGCAAUGCUGUCGCUGGCGGGGCCGCGUCGGGCGCCCAGCAGGCUGCUGCCGGCGUGCAGAGCGGCGUCAAGAGUGUUGGCGGCUUGAUGGGCUUUCAGAGGCAGCAGAAGCCGUAGUGAUGCGGUGGAUGGCGAAUACGGUUGGUUAAUUGUGGCGAUGUGAUAUUUCGAGGAUACCUACUGGCUGCUGCAGGCGUUGGACCGAAUAAGGGCAAUAAAUACGAUGUGGGCCCGGGGAGGUUGGUGUUUUACUUAUCUCGGCUUUCUUUGACAAUAGGUACUGCGUAUUUGUUUUGCAACAUAUUCCAUUGCUGUUAUGAUACCGAAGCAGUUAUUG